Molecule: messenger RNA, 4169 nt
Organism: Paramisgurnus dabryanus
Lineage: Eukaryota; Metazoa; Chordata; Actinopteri; Cypriniformes; Cobitidae
Gene: pan2
Product: poly(A) specific ribonuclease subunit PAN2
Biological process (GO): mRNA processing; nuclear-transcribed mRNA poly(A) tail shortening
Cellular component (GO): P-body; PAN complex
Molecular function (GO): protein binding; nucleic acid binding; poly(A)-specific ribonuclease activity
Source: RefSeq, a predicted model, not a curated record
CGCUUCCAGUUCACCCGGAAGUGCCCUGUUGUUUUUGUUUUGAAUGAAGCUAGUGCAAUGCGCAUAUGGACCCGAAGGAAAUAUUAGUCUAAAGCACCACCAUCCUCAUGAUGAACUUCGAGGGUAUGGACCCGGGCAUGGGCGAGUACGCGCCCGGUCUGGACUCUGCCCUGGACCCGCGGCUCGACCCCGGACUGCUCCAGGCUGUGGAGCUCGACCCCGACGGUCUGGCCGUGCCUGUAAACGAAUCUGUGCACAUAGUGGAGGGCAUGUACUCAGAGCUGCACAGCGUGGCCGCGGAAGUCGGGAUACCAGUGACAGCCACGCACUUUGACCUGCAGGAGGAGCUCUUAUGGAUGGGGAACCACCGGGGUCACGCCAGUUCUUUCUUUGGGCCGACAAUGGGCCGCUAUUCCUCGUUCCAGGUGCACAUGACGGAUGACAUCCGACACAUUCAGAGUAUGGACACGGGCGUGUUGUUUUUGACCAAGAGCAACCUCAAAUGCAUUACGCGUGGAGGAUUGAUUAUGUUUGAUUAUCCGAUGGAUGAGGGCGCUGACAUGCACAGUUUGCUUCUAAACGAUAAUAACACUUUGUUAAUGGGAGGUCUCCAGAACUACGUAGCAGAGUUUGACCUUGCCACAGUACAGGAAACCCAAAAAUUUACUGUUGAGGUGCCUGGGGUCGCCAUCAUGAGACAAUCCAAUCGCUUCUUCUUUUGUGGUCACACCUCUGGCAAGGUAUCUUUGCGGGAUCCACGCACGUUUAAAAUGGAGUACGAGUUUGACGCUUUCUCCGGGAGUCUGUCCGAUUUUGACGUACAUGGUAACCUGUUGGCGGCGUGUGGCUUUUCCAGCCGUGGUUUAAAUGGAUUGUCAUGUGACCGGUUUCUGAUGGUGUACGACCUGCGCAUGAUGAGGGCCAUCACACCACUACAGGUCCACGUGGACCCUCUGUUCCUCCGCUUCAUCCCCACAUACACAUCACGUCUGGCUAUUAUUUCACAAACAGGUCAAUGUCAGUUCUGCGAGCCGACCGGACUAGCCAAUCUGGCCGACAUCUUUCACGUUAACACGGUGGGACAGCUGAUGAUGAGCUUUGACGUGUCCUCCAGCAAACAGGCGCUCUCCUUUGGGGACUCCGGUGGUGGUGUGCACUUGUGGUCAAGCGCCCCGGAGGUGUCCUAUAACAGUUACUCCAGAGAUACUGAGCUAGCCCUGCCUUGCCUGGUGGACUCAUUACCCCAGCUGGACUGGACCAAUGAGCUGAUGCCCCUUUCUCUCCUGCCCAUGCCCCUCACCAGCACAGAGCCCUUGCUCUCUGAUUGGCCUACUUCCCAUAUUAUGCCCAGCCCCAGACGAGCCCCCCCAGUAGAUCCAGAAAUUCUCAGGACUAUGAAGACAGUGGGAUUUAUUGGAUAUGCUCCCAAUCCUAGAACCCGUCCUAGAAACCAGGUUCCCUAUAAGAUCAAAGAGAUUGAACUUGAGUAUGACAGCUAUAAUCAGGUUCCCGAGUCUCCCAUUGGUCGAGAUGAGGAGCCACAUCUUUACAUGGUGCCAAAGAAGUACCGUAAGGUGACCAUUAAAUAUUCCAAACUGGGACUGGAAGACUUUGAUUUUAAGCACUACAACAGGACUUUGUUUGCUGGUCUGGAACCUCACAUACCCAAUGCUUACUGUAACUGCAUGAUUCAGGUGUUGUAUUUCCUCGAGCCAAUCAGGUGCGUGGUACAGAAUCACCUGUGUCAGAAGGAGUUUUGUCUGGCUUGUGAGCUGGGCUUUCUCUUUCACAUGCUGGAUCUGAGCAGAGGAGACCCCUGCCAGGCCAGUAAUUUUCUCCGGGCUUUCCGAACUAUCCCAGAGGCUUCGGCGUUGGGUUUGAUUUUGGCGGAUUCCGAUGAACAGACAGGGAAAGCCCGUCUGGGCCGCCUCAUUCAAAGUUGGAACCGUUUCAUUCUUGCGCAGCUGCAUCAGGAGACGCUGGAGCAGGAGGGACCGCAGGCAUACAGAGGAGCGAGUAGCAGUGCGUUGGGUUCUUCUGGGGAGUCUGUGAUUGGCCGGUUGUUUGGCUGUGAAGUGGAGAACAGCAGUUUAUGUCGCUGUGGAAAGGAGACGGUUCGCUCAUCUCUGACUUUGCUGUUCACCAUGCACUACCCCGAACACAACUCUCUUGAUAAGACGAUAAAGGAAUACGACUUUGCGGAUAUUUUGAAGAAGAGUAUCUGUCUGGAACAAAGCACUCAGGCCUGGUGUGACAACUGUGAGAAAUAUCAGCCGACUGUGCAGACCAGGAACAUUCGCUGUCUGCCCGAUGUUCUGGUAAUAAACUGUGAAGUGAACAGCGCUAAGGAGGCGGAGUUCUGGAAAGCACAGAAUGAGUAUGCGUACAACAAAGCUGUGAAGAAAGAGGCAGCGGAGCCUCCCAAAGUUCCCAGUGAGCCUCUUCCUACAGAAUGGUGUAUAGAGGAAGAACUGUACAAUGUGGAAGGCUUGACCUUUGACACUCAGGCAGAGGACAUGAAGCGUGUGUGGAUCCCUCUCAGUCUGAAGAUGUGCAUCAGUAAAACUCAAGGCCUGGAGGUCAGCAGUGUGCCUGUGGGAGAGGAGCUGACCGAGAGUGAAGAGGCAGAGGGGGCGUCUAUCUAUGAUCUGGUAGUCACAGUGUCUCAUAUCCUGGACACACGGACUGGAGGAAACCUAGUGGCUCAUAUUAAAGUGGGCGAGACCUACCACCAGAGAAAAGAGGGAGUAACACACCAGCAGUGGUAUUUGUUCAACGAUUUUUUGAUCGAGCCUAUAGACAAGGCUGAAGCAGCUCAGUUUGAGGUCAACUGGAAGGUUCCAGGUGUACUUUACUACGUCAAGAGGAACUACCAUGCCAAGUAUGAUUUGCGAAUUAAAAACCCUAUUGAGGCCAGCGUUCUGCUGACUGAAGCCUCGUUGGCACGGAAACAGAGGAAGAGUCACGCUACCUUCAUACCGCUCAUGGUAAGCGAGAUGCCUCAAGCUGGAGACCUCGUUGGACUGGACGCAGAGUUUGUCACGCUCAACCAGGAAGAGGCAGAACUACGCAGCGAUGGGACCAAGUCUACCAUUAAGCCCAGCCAGAUGUCCGUGGCCCGUAUUACUUGUGUGAGAGGCCAGGGACCCAAUGAGGGAGUGCCAUUCAUUGAUGACUACAUCUCUACACAAGAGCAGGUGGUGGAUUACCUGACCCAAUACUCUGGUAUCAAACCUGGAGACCUGGAUGCCAAGAUCUCAUCUAAACACUUAACCACUCUGAAAUCAACAUAUCUCAAACUGCGAUUUCUUAUCGACACUGGGGUGCGCUUCGUUGGCCAUGGUUUACAGAAGGAUUUCAGAGUCAUAAAUUUAAUGGUUCCAAAAGAUCAGGUCAUCGACACUGUCUACCUCUUCCACAUGCCUAGGAAAAGAAUGAUCUCUCUGCGUUUCCUUGCAUGGUACUUUCUCGAUCUGAACAUUCAGGGUGAAACCCAUGAUAGUAUUGAAGAUGCGCGGACGGCGCUGCAGCUGUACAGGAAGUAUCUGGAGCUGAGUCACAACGGAGGAAAAGAUGAGUUUCGGAAGGUCCUCAAGGCUCUCUAUGAGAAAGGACGCAAACUAGACUGGAAGGUUCCAGACAUUGACUCUGCAGAUGGUCAAGGUAGCCCAAAAAGUACAGCUGUGUUUCCCUCUGUGAUGGGUUUAUGAUCCCAGUAAAACUCAAGCUGGUUAUAUUCCUGCCAAAUAGAUGUCAGCCCCCGUCAUUUAUUUCAACAGUGUUCUCUUUCAAUAUGUUGUGAAUAAAUAUCUCUUCAUGAGUGUAUUUCAUGUCAUAAGGUUAAAAAUAGUCACACAUGUGAUCAUGUCUAAGUUGUUUUCACACCAUGUGUAGUGUGUAUGUGGUACAGUAUGUAUGGGAAGAAUAUGGAUAAGGAAAAAAAUCUACUUAAACAGGAAUAUGCCCUUAAAAAUAACAUGAAAGGAAUGUUUCCAUGAAAAGCAGUUGCUUUUUACACCAAUGUAUUUACAGUAUAUCAUGUCAGAAACUCCAGUUAUCAAGAACAUGAAUUUAGCAGUAUAUGGACAUUUUGUUUUUUUCUAUUUUGUAUGCUAUACACUGUAAUAAUGUGGCAGCUGAAUAAAUAAUUUUGGAUAAAUCUUUUUGUU